UAAAAGUCUUUAUAAUGCUCAGGUUUCUGAAAUGCUAUUGACCUGAAAACAUCUCGUGAAGUUAUUAGUUUGAAGGCGUGGUGGCGGUACAAGCUAAGAGAGUGAACGAAAGCUCUGCAGACUCGGUGGACUCCGUUUCACCCAGAAGCCAAGUGAAAAUACAGACCACAUUUACAGCUAUAGCUGAGAUAGAUGUGUCCGGGAAGGCAGUCGUCGCCAGACAAGUUGUAAGAACUAAUUUAAAAAUCUCUGCAAAGACAUCUCACAGGGUCGACGGUAGAUGUGGUGAUUGGGAGCUGAAAAGGAUUUUUCUUCCGUAUUCAGACAUAAUAGACAUGAGGCAAACUAAAGUACAGAACAAGAAAAGGCAAGUGGCGUUCUUAAUUUUAUUGAUGCUUUGGGGAGAGGUGGGUUCUGAAUCGAUUCCGUAUUCCGUAUUGGAGGAGACAGAAAGUGGCACAUUUGUGGCCAACUUGACAAAGGACCUCGGACUGAGGGUUGGGGAGCUGGCUUUGCGGGGCGCUCGGGUUGUUUUCAAAGGGAACAGACAACAUUUGCAGUUUGAUCCACAGACCCAUGACUUACUGCUAAAUGAAAAACUGGACCUGGAGGAGCUGUGUGGCUCCACUGGGCCGUGUGUGCUACCUUUCCAAGUUGUACUGGAAAACCCCUUGCAGUUUUUUCAGGCUUCCUUGUGAGUCAGAGAUAUAAAUGACCACGCCCCGGAAUUCCCUGCCAGAGAAAUGCUCCUGAAAAUAUCAGAAAUUACUACGCCAGGAAAGAUAUUUCCUUUGAAAAUGGCACAAGAUUUAGACACCGGCAGCAACGGCCUUCAGAGAUACACAAUCAGCUCCAACCCUCACUUCCACGUUCUCACCCGCAAUCGCAGCGAAGGCAGGAAGUUCCCGGAGCUGAUGCUGGACAAAUCGUUGGACCGCGAGGAGCAGCCCCAACUCAGGCUAACGCUCACCGCGCUGGAUGGCGGGUCUCCGCCUCGGUCAGGGAGCUCCGAGAUUCAGAUCCAGGUUCUGGACAUCAAUGACAACAUCCCCGAGUUUGCUCAGGAGCUCUAUGAGGCGCAAGUCCCUGAGAACAACCACCUCGGCUCUCCGGUUAUUACCGUCUCAGCCAGAGAUUUAGAUGCAGGAUCGUUUGGGAAGGUAUCUUACGCCCUGUUUCAAGUCGAUGACGUCAACCAACCCUUCGAAAUAAACGCAAUCACAGGAGAAAUUCGGCUGAGAAAGACUUUAGAUUUUGAGGAAAUACAGUCUUAUGACGUGGAUGUUGAGGCUACAGAUGGUGGGGCCUUCAUCAGCCCCAUCCCAGAAAACUUGCCAGAGAUCAUAGUGGCAGUUUUCAGUGUUUCAGAUGCAGACUCCGGACAUAACCAACAGGUUAUUUGUUCAAUAGAGAACAAUCUCCCCUUUCUACUAAGACCUUCCGUGGAGAAUUUCUACACCCUGGUCACAGAAGGCGCGCUGGACAGAGAGAGCAGAGCCAAGUACAACAUCACUAUCACCGUCACUGAUUUGGGAACACCCAGGCUGAAAACCCAGCAGAGCAUAACCGUGCAGGUCUCCGACGUCAAUGACAACGCCCCCGCCUUCACCCAAACCUCCUACACCCUGUUCGUCCGCGAGAACAACAGCCCCGUCCUGCACAUCGGCAGCGUCAGCGCCACAGACGGAGACUCAGGCACCAACGCCCAGGUCACCUACUCGUUGCUGCCGCCCCAGGACCCGCACCUGCCCCUCGCCUCCCUGGUCUCCAUCAAGGCAGACAACGGCCACCUGUUCGCCCUCAGGUCGCUGGACUACGAGGCCCUGCAGGCGUUCGAGUUCCGCGUGGGCGCCACAGACCGCGGCUCCCCGGCGCUGAGCAGCGAGGCGCUGGUGCGCGUGCUGGUGCUGGACGCCAACGACAACUCGCCCUUCGUGCUGUACCCGCUGCAGAACGGCUCCGCGCCCUGCACCGAACUGGUGCCCCGGGCGGCCGAGCCGGGCUACCUGGUGACCAAGGUGGUGGCGGUGGACGGCGACUCGGGCCAGAACGCCUGGCUGUCGUACCAGCUGCUCAAGGCCACGGAGCCCGGGCUGUUCGGCGUGUGGGCGCACAACGGCGAGGUGCGCACCGCCAGGCUGCUGAGCGAGCGCGAUGCGGCCAAGCACAGGCUGGUGGUGCUGGUCAAGGACAAUGGCGAGCCUCCGCGCUCGGCGACCGCCACGCUGCACGUGCUCCUGGUGUACGGCUUCUCCCAGCCCUACCUGCCUCUCCCUGAGGCGGCCCCAGCCCAGGCCCAGGCCGACUCGCUCACCGUCUACCUGGUGGUGGCGUUGGCCUCGGUGUCGUCGCUCUUCCUCUUUUCGGUGCUCCUGUUCGUGGCGGUGCGGCUGUGCAGGAGGAGCAGGGCGGCCUCGGGCUGCUCCGUGCACGAGGGCCCCUUUCCAGGACAUCUGGUGGAUGUGAGCGGCACCGGGACCCUAUCCCAGAGCUACCAGCACAAGGUGUGUCUGAUAGGAGGCUCAGAAACAAAUGAGUUCAAGUUCCUGAAGCCGAUUAUGCCCAACUUCCCUCCUCAGGGCACUGAGAGAGAAAUAGAAGAAACCCCCACCUCUCGGAAUAGCUUCCCUUUCAGUUAA
Messenger RNA from Pongo pygmaeus (Bornean orangutan), 2639 nucleotides. RefSeq names its product protocadherin beta 6 (gene PCDHB6). The record is from RefSeq and is a predicted model, not a curated record. Gene Ontology annotation, molecular function: calcium ion binding. Gene Ontology annotation, cellular component: plasma membrane. Gene Ontology annotation, biological process: homophilic cell-cell adhesion. Lineage: Eukaryota; Metazoa; Chordata; Mammalia; Primates; Hominidae.